UAUCUUCUUUCGUAGGAAAACACAAGCCAGCUUCAAGUGUUUUCUUCCAUACAAACCUUACUUCUCUUACACUAUAUACAUACAUAUUUCUCCCUACAAAACUCGAACUCGAACACGAACGCAAACUCAAACUCGAAAAAGAAGAAGAAAUAUGGAAGGAAAAGGAAUUCCAAACAACAGUUUGUUAGAGAAACUCAAGCCAUACAUAGCUAUGAUUUGCUUGCAAUUUGGCUAUGCUGGGAUGAACAUUGUCACCAAGGUUUCCCUUAAUGGUGGGAUGAGCCACUAUGUCCUUGUCGUGUAUCGCCACGCCUUUGCUACGGCUGUCAUUGCUCCUUUUGCUCUUGUUUGUGAGAGGGGUAAAAGGCCAAAGAUGACAUUGCUUAUAUUUGCACAAAUGUUUGUGUUGGGGCUCCUUGGGCCACUAAUUGAUCAAAACUUCUACUACUUGGGAUUGAAAUACACUUCUCCUACCUAUGCAUGCGCCAUGAGCAACAUGCUUCCGGCCUUGACAUUUGUCAUGGCCGUCCUAUGCAGGAUGGAGAAGGUGCACAUAAAAAAGUUGAGGUGCCAAGCAAAAGUAGUGGGAACUUUAGUCACAGUAGCGGGUGCAAUGUUGAUGACAUUGUACAAAGGUCAUGUCGUCAAUAUGGUGUGGUCUUCUCAUAUCCAUCCUGCCCACACCUCCUCCGCCUCCGUUGCUGCCGCCGAUAAAGAUUGGGCUAAGGGUUCGAUUCUCCUUAUCUUAGCCACCCUUGCUUGGGCCGCCUUUUUCAUCCUCCAGGCAAUAACAAUGAGGAGAUAUUCAGCACAUCUAACAUUGACAACACUAGUAUGCUUUAUGGGUACCUUGCAAUCUAUUGUUGUGACUUUUGUUAUGGAGCACAAACCCUCUGCAUGGAAUAUUGGUUGGGACAUGAAUCUUCUUGCUGCUGCCUAUGCUGGUAUUAUAACAUCCGGAAUUGCGUACUAUGUACAAGGUAUUGUUAUGGAGAAAAGAGGACCCGUUUUUGUUACGGCUUUUAGCCCCUUGAUGAUGAUCAUUGUGGCUUUCAUGGGUUCUUUCAUCCUUGCUGAAAAGAUUUACGUUGGAGGUAUUAUGGGAGCUGUAUUGAUAGUGAUGGGAUUAUAUUCAGUACUAUGGGGGAAGUACAAGGAGUACAAAGAGCAAGAAAUCGAAGAAAUUCCCGAAGCAAUCAAGGGGUGCAACAAUUUUCAUAGCAACGAAAUGGGAACCAUCGUUGAAGACCAUGAGUUAGAUGAUGUUGAAUCACAAAGAAAUGUCGAAGCUAGUCGUGUUCCUAACGUAGUGGUUAGCUCGCCGAUGCCACAACCUCCGAUGUUAGCCAUGGAAGCACCCAUGAAGGGAUCGGAGGACAAGUAGCUUAGGAAAACAAAAAAAAAAAAAAAACAAAAAAAAAAAAAAAAAAAAAAAACAAACUUUGUACUAUAAGAUGGGAGGGAAAAGGCAAGUAUAUUAUUAUUAGGUAUGCAUGGAAAAGAAAAGGGGCUUUUUUGUAAUUUGAUCUCACUUUUCUUUCUAACCCACCACCCCCUAGCUUCUUGGUGUGUUGUUGCACAAUUAACAUAAUUUCACUCUUUUUUGCUCUUUUUUUUUGGGGGGGUAUCUCACUUUAAUUUAAGAUUAUGGUAUCAAAUAAUUUACAUGUAAUAAUAAUGUACUUUCAUUGAUUUAGAAUUUACUAAAUGGAUUGAAAAUGAAGAGCUUUUUGAAUAAUUAAUAAAAUAAUUACAUGUGUUUAUAUUACUUGGU
Chenopodium quinoa (quinoa) is the source of this 1774-nucleotide messenger RNA. Its product is annotated as WAT1-related protein At5g07050-like. Gene Ontology annotation, cellular component: plasma membrane. Lineage: Eukaryota; Viridiplantae; Streptophyta; Magnoliopsida; Caryophyllales; Amaranthaceae. Gene Ontology annotation, molecular function: transmembrane transporter activity. The record is from RefSeq and is a predicted model, not a curated record. The coding region runs from base 152 to 1384 and encodes 410 amino acids. The transcript is spliced from 7 exons.